Penicillium nucicola is the source of this 747-nucleotide messenger RNA. RefSeq lists its product as uncharacterized. NCBI's taxonomy places the organism in Eukaryota, Fungi, Ascomycota, Eurotiomycetes, Eurotiales, Aspergillaceae. The record is from RefSeq and is a predicted model, not a curated record. The coding region runs from base 1 to 747 and encodes 248 amino acids. The transcript has a single exon. Gene Ontology annotation, biological process: metal ion transport; transmembrane transport. Gene Ontology annotation, cellular component: membrane. Gene Ontology annotation, molecular function: metal ion transmembrane transporter activity.
AUGCAGCCACCUAUCGAAGGGCGAUGCCUGAGAGCUCUCAUGAAGGUGGACCCAAGCCUGCUCUGCGAUCCAUUUUGGGCCCAUCCCUAUCUAAUGGAACAGAUUGCUCGGGCCCAGGAGCCUGCGGUUUGGGCUAUCCGCGAUCACGUCCGAGCCUUGGAGACAGAAGGAAAACCAGACGGCAGACCACAGCCUGACUACAGACGACUACACGACAUCGCACGGCAUGCUAUUCACGUCAAUGAAACAUUGGAUGCCACCAUGCAAAGUCUAGAAAGUCUGAUGACCGAGCACGAAUACUAUAAAAACUCGACGCCGGAGAAUAACACCAGUGCAUCCGAGGAUAUCCAUCGACGUCUACGAUUCUACCAAUCUUUCAUAGCCAAUUUGCGCUCUCGGUCAAUCUCGAACGAGAAGAGACUUCAAAAUGAAAUUCAGCUGGCUUUCAACACGGUAGCUCAGCAUGACUCGAGUAUCACUCUUGAAAUCGGUCGCGCAACUCAGUUGGACAGCGCAACCAUGAAGACAAUCGCGUUCGUUACUCUCACAUUCUUGCCUCCCACCUUUAUUUGCGCCAUUUUCAGUAUGUCUUUCUUCAACUACGGCCCAGAUACUGGCUGGAAUAUGUCGAGCAACUUUUGGAUCUAUUGGGUCUUCGCUAUACCCACCACUAUUAUCACGACUGUUCUGUGGACCUUUUGGCCAAAAUUUCGCGAUAUGAUUCUUCCAGAAACAGAACAAAAUUGA